AUGAAUGCAAUAAGGAAACUGGUUUGGGAUGGCGCUUUAAACGUUGAAGUAACCAUUGAUCCCGAGUUGGUCAUUAAAGGUAUACCUAAAAAUAAAACGAUGGUCAAUUUAAGGAUACCGAGGGACUCCUACAUAAUGAAUUACUUGGACUAUAUCCUUACGCGACUUGAGGCUUACAUCCGUGUUAAUCUGAAAGAUCUAAAGGAGCUAAACUUUUGGUUUGAAUAUGACGGUAUUCCUCUCUCAUGGAAUUAUCCCACUGGUGUCCUUUACGACAUUAUGAAUACUAAGGACGUUAUUACUGCUGCGAGGGAUACCAAUCAUUUAAAUAUGUGGAGAAUCAACCUAACUUGUGGAUCACAAGUACCUAGAAAUGUUAUACCUAUCAUUGAAGGUACGAAACAAAUUGAGAAAUAUUGGAUGCAUCAAUGGAAGCAAGUGUGUUUCAUUUUGAGAGGAUCUUCGAAACAAAUAAUGUCAAUUUCGAGGAAGGAAGGCCAAAGUUUUUGGGAAAGCAUCUUACGAAGAGAUAUGGAAACCUUUAAUAAUAUAUCGACGAGAAUAAUACCGAAAAAGGCACGGUUUAUUCCUGUCGUCAUUCAUAUAAAUGAUAAAUUUAUUCAACCUGUUGCCCCAUCAUUGAAUGACGAUGGUAUAGAAAAUAAGGUUAUUAAUAUAACUGAAGGUUUGUCAUCUUCCGAAAUUGCCAUAAUAUCUCAUGGGGUUGUAAUACCAAAAAAGUCGAGCUUGAAAGAGGUGUAUGACAGAUUUCUCAGUUUUGAUGGAUUUUUACAUUUGAUUAUUCAGGAGCAACCAGCUAACACGUAA
This is a messenger RNA of Naumovozyma dairenensis CBS 421, 828 nucleotides long. RefSeq names its product Atg5p (gene ATG5). Gene Ontology annotation, biological process: nucleophagy; autophagy of mitochondrion; cellular response to nitrogen starvation. The coding region runs from base 1 to 828 and encodes 275 amino acids. The transcript has a single exon. The record is from RefSeq and is a predicted model, not a curated record. Lineage: Eukaryota; Fungi; Ascomycota; Saccharomycetes; Saccharomycetales; Saccharomycetaceae. Gene Ontology annotation, cellular component: phagophore assembly site membrane; Atg12-Atg5-Atg16 complex; cytoplasm.